GCCUUUAUAAAUAACCGGCGAGUGAGAAACUUUAGCAAGUCACAGCCGCGCACGGGACCCGAAGGGACCAGAUGGUCCGGAGCAGCCACAGCCACAGCCACAGCCACGGUAGCAGCGGCCAAAGCAGUUACAGCAGCCGCGGCAGCAGUGCUGAGCGCCGCAGAAGCCCACCCCAGCACCGUGUUCCGGACCCCGGCAGCAGUGACAGCAGAGCCUCUGGGGAUCCCAGAACGCCUGGCUCAGCUUAAGCCUGAAAGCAGCCUCCGUCUCUGUGCCGGAGGAUUGCAGCGGCCGGGGCGGAGGGGGGCCGCGAAAAUCAUCAAGCCAAGCCCCCUGCCCCAGUCUGCUCCCUUCUCCCUCCCCCCCUUUCUCCCUCCCCCUUCCCCUUCCUCUCUCCCCCUUUGCUUUCAUGCAACGCCUGGUGUCCUGGGACCCAACAUGCCUCCCUUUGCAGCCUCCGGCCUUUAAAUCCAUGGAAGUGGCGAACUUCUACUACGAGGCGGACUGUUUAGCUCCUUUCAAGCUGCACCCGCCCCGGCCCGGGGGCCGUUCUAUGAGCGAGCUCAGCAUCGGCGACCACGAAAGAGCCAUAGACUUCAGCCCCUACCUGGACCCGCUGGGCGCCCAGCAGCCUCAGCAGCCGCCGCCGCCGCCUCCCCCAGCAGCGGGGGGGAACUUCGAGCCGGCUCCUCCCGCCUCCUCCGCCGCCUCCGCCUCCUCCGCUCCCGCCUCCUCCGGCCACCCCCACGCGCACCCUCCUCAUCCCCCCCACCACCACGAUUUCCUUUCUGACCUCUUCGCGGACGACUACGCUAAAGGCAGCGGAUCCGUCUGCAAGAAGCCGCCGGGCCCAGACUACAGCUACCUGAGCUUGGGCCGGCUCGCUCAGCAGGGCGCGGGCAAAGGCGGUUUGCACCCUCCGGGCUGUUUUACGCCCCUUCAGCCGCCGCCGCCACUGCCGCCGCCGGGGGCAGGCGAGCUCAAGGCCGAACCCGGUUUCGAACCGGUGGCGGACUCGGUACCUUGCAAAAGAAAAGAGGACUCGGCGACGGGGCCGGGCGGGGGCAUGUCCUCCGGCUCGCCCUAUGCCAUGCGCUCCUACCUGGGCUACCAGUCAGUGCCGAGCGGCAGUAGCGGCAACCUGUCCACGUCGUCUUCCUCUAGUCCCCCCGGCACCCCGAACCCAACGGAGGGCAAAGCCGGAGGCUGCUACCCGGGCGGCCCGACCCCGCUGCCAGCCAAGAGCAAGGCCAAGAAGAGCGUGGACAAGCACAGCGACGAGUACAAGAUCCGCCGGGAGCGCAACAACAUCGCCGUGCGUAAGAGCCGCGACAAAGCCAAGAUGCGCAACUUAGAAACGCAGCACAAAGUGCUGGAGCUGACCGCGGAGAACGAGCGACUGCAAAAGAAGGUGGAACAGUUGUCCCGAGAGCUGAGCACACUUAGGAACUUGUUCAAACAGCUGCCCGAGCCCUUGUUGGCCUCCUCUGGACACUGUUAGCCCGGCGGCCCUCUGGGGGCCCCAGCCACUGCCGCCGUGGGGAGGCCUCUAGCCCAUACGGCCCGCUCCCCUCUAGGACACUUGGCCGGGGGGAACUUGGGGUUGAUCGUAUCUGGCAGCCACUGACCACCUCAUCUGGAGACUGCUAGCCUCAGGGCUGUUUGCUUCAGCUCCCGGGUGGGCCAGACCUUUCAGCAAAGAGAAAGGGCAGAAGAGAAAGGGCAGAGACUCGAAGAUUUGUUGGGUGUUUGUGUGGGGAGAGGAGAAUGGUAGGUUGUUUUCGAGACGGGUUGCCAGGGGUUGUUUUAGAUUCUUGUUUGAGUGAGGGCCCGGCGGGGGUGGCACCACCGACCUCCGCUGUAGCCCAAUCCUCCCUACCCCUCCCUCCGCCUUGACUCUCCGGCACCCAAACAACCCCUUGUCAGAGCCUUCACUUAUUCCUUUUCCCGUCAACUCCCGGGACGUUUGCAAAACUUCUGCACCUUGUCUGGUUGACGAAUUGGCUUUCUUGUUGGUAAUUUUAUUAUUUUAUAUAUAUAUAUAUAUUUUUUUUCCCACCAACCAAAUGUUCAGAUCGGGGAUCUCUGCGAAUUUAUGGCAUAGUGUUAUUUAAAAAACCAGAAAUUAUGUAUAUGUAUAUAUAUACAUAUACAACAUAUGUAUAUAUAUACACAGAUAUAGUCGAGCGAAGAAGGGGGGCGGCGGGCAGGCAAACAGAAAGCGAGUGAUGCAAUCUUUAAACAUGGCUGGGAACGACUGUGUACACAACUGAUGUAACCACGUGUAACUGUCAGUCAUGGAUUGAGUAAUCUGUUAAAGAUGUUCCUACGUUUUUUUAUUAUAAAGAAUAAUCUAUUUCUAUAAGGAAAGAGGCAUCUGUAUAUUUUGGGAUCUCUGCGUUUGAAGCAUUAAUAAUGAACAAUUUUAAUAAACUUUUGCGUCUAGUAAAAGA
Messenger RNA from Vombatus ursinus (common wombat), 2453 nucleotides. RefSeq names its product CCAAT enhancer binding protein beta (gene CEBPB). Gene Ontology annotation, molecular function: DNA-binding transcription factor activity, RNA polymerase II-specific; RNA polymerase II cis-regulatory region sequence-specific DNA binding. Gene Ontology annotation, biological process: regulation of cell differentiation; DNA-templated transcription; regulation of transcription by RNA polymerase II. NCBI's taxonomy places the organism in Eukaryota, Metazoa, Chordata, Mammalia, Diprotodontia, Vombatidae. The transcript has a single exon. The record is from RefSeq and is a predicted model, not a curated record. Bases 410 to 1501 code for a protein of 363 amino acids.